Messenger RNA from Prorocentrum cordatum, 2925 nucleotides. The record is from the annotation of a GenBank genome assembly. Lineage: Eukaryota; Dinophyceae; Prorocentrales; Prorocentraceae.
CAACACGACCCAAGGGGUUUCCAAGAUCACCUCCGUAACCAUUGUGGCUCAAGCCAUUUUGGCUCAAGGCCGUUCGGUUUCAAGCCAUUUUGUCUUGAGCCCUGCUGAAGGGGAGGACAGGGGAGAGGUCGGGCCACGACACGACAUGACCAAAUGUCCAAUCCGGUACGACAUCUGUCUCACUUGGACCAUUGAUGCAAAGUCAGCCCUCAUUGCGCUUGCCUUUCUUCGCGCGGCAAGGCCAUCGGCGCAUGACGACAGAUUUAAAUUAGUACACGUGCCUAAAUGUGGAGAACAGUUGUACAUCACAGUUUUGUUUACUCAUUGCGAACGCCUUUUCGGGUCAUGUGCUGGCAACGGGACCAUGUCCGAAUUCAAAUCGAAUCGACCAGAUUGCGACAAAUUUCAUCAUGAAUAUCACUUGGUAAAUUUAGCAAAUUGCCUUUUGCAUAAGGAUAGAGCAGUUCUGGUGGACUGCGACCAGGCAGUAUCCGCAGCGUUCGAUGGAAAAACAUCUAUCUGGAAUCACGAUCCACGGUUUAGGAAAUACGCACCGAUGGGCGUUAUCGUCUCGCGGCGCCCUUUUAGGCGCGCGCUGAGCGCAUUCAAAUUUGGCGGCGGCCAUUUUGGAGCACUGAGGUGGAAACAUUUUGAAACGUGGUGGGAGCAGAAGUAUACAGAGCAGGCGCCGCCGUCUUUCGAACUUCAAGGCUUGAAGUUGUAUUGGAAGGAUAAUUUCACACGGUGCCUCAUGUUCCCAGGGGUGCAAGGUUGCCAGAUGCAGAUGUUGCUUGGCCAUAUUUGUAACGAGCCCGUGCUCUCUUCCAUGAACCAUUCGUUGGCCGUUGAUAUAUUGAUGCGUGAUUUUAAGUAUGUGGGCAUCACGGAUUACAAUGUUUUGAGUGUAGCGCUAUACCACAUAAUGUACGGUCAUGGUUGGACGGUGUCGCCGUGCCCGCAAGAGGCGCCAUCCACGCCAGUUCGCGCAACGACCAAGAUAAUGAGCAUACCCGACCGCAAGCAUUAUUUUCAAGAGUUUAUCUACUCAGCGGCGGUUGGUAUUCUCUUGCGGAAUUCACGCAAAGUUGGUCUGACCUCUGGAGCAGAUCUUUCCGGGAAAUUGGCAGCAGAGGUAUCCGCGCUUUUCGAAGAGAGUGCUUCGACCGAUGCGAUAAUCAGGGGGGCUCCUCCGCCAUGGGUUCGCGGCGCGGACGAUUGAUCGGCCGGCGCAGCUGGGGAUUGCGUGGCCGGCGUCGCGCGAUCUUUGGGCGCGGCGAGGUCCCAGGAGGGAACAACAUGCAGCUUCUGCAAUAGGAGGGGGGGGGGUAUAUCAGGGAGGUUGGAAUCGGAAGCGCUCUAGACCACCUCGGCCAAAGGGCUGGUGGUCUUAUAAAUUAUUCAACCGCUUCGCUCACUCCGCCGGCCCGCAUUGCAUGAUCGCCGCUGCUUCGGCGCGGGCUCGGGGCCAUUUCGGCGCCGCUGGAAGUAGGAAGAUAAUCGCCCGAAGACGGCCCCAGCUCGCCAGAAGCGGCGCGUCCAGACCGCGAGCGAAAACUGCCAAUGACGGCCCGAGAUUGCUUUAGAAGUCGCCGAAUGAGCUCCCGACUGUCUGACAGCCCUCCAGGAUGUCCCAAGAGGCCUCCGAGAUGCCUCCCGAAGAGGUGGACCAGACCAGAAGCUUGCUGGUCUCAAGGCCUUUGGCGGGGGCGGUGGAGCGGCGUCAGGGGUCGAAAGCUGUGAAACAAAAGCGCGUCAGGCCCCUAUAUGCCGCCACGCUGGUUCCGGGCAGGCUGCGCUGUCUGGCGGAAGGGGACGAGGAGGGGGGAAGCAGGCAGACGACGACGAACGCCCAGGCGGGAGGCCAGGGCCGGCGGGGCGGGCGGGCAGGCAGAAGACGGGCCAGGCGGAGACAGGAGGAAAGGAAAGGGAGGGAAGCAACGAGCAGAAGCGAAGGGAGGGGGAGGAGGGGGAGGAGGACAAGGAGGAGAGAAAGCAACGGCCGCAAGCAGACAGCAAGGCAGCAACAGGGAAAAGGGAGAAAGGGGAGAAUCUGAACUCUAGGAGGCCAGCCCGCCGCGGGAAAAAGGGUACAUUCGGGGGGAGAUUUAGGAGGGGGAGGAGGAUAGCCAAACUGGAACAUAUAGUCAUCAUGGACAUUCGCGGCAGCCAGCGCCCCAUCACUGGCUGCAUCCCCCAAAAAGUUGCCGAUGGGACGUAGGCGCACUCCCGGAGCUCGUGCUCCUGGCCGUCCGCCUUCAUCUCGGCGCCCGCGUACACGUAGCCCGGCACGGUCGCGUAGACCACCUCGAUGGGCGGUUUCAACGGUGUCCGUCUUCCUCCCCAACUUCUCCAGGGCGAGCGCGGUGGACUUCGAGAAGCGCGGGUCGGCCACCUCGUCGUCGGGCCGGCCCAUGAUCUUGCCGAAGUCUUCCGUCAACACCUCCGCGCCGACGAUGGACUUCACCACCAUGCCGCCCGACACGCCGGCGGAGAACGCCUGGCCCUGAGGGCCCUGCAGUGCACCGGGACACCGGCAUCACCUCAUGCAUGGCCAUCGCGCCCUUCAUGCCGUUGCCCGGCUGGUAGCGCAGGAUGCCGAAGGGGCGCUUCUUGUAGGUGACGGUGGGGCCCGGACCAAUGGCGGCCGAGGCGUCGAACGCCGCAUCCGCGCCCUUCGGCCCGUAGCGCUCCAGGUACUCCGCGCUCACGCGCGCGGCCACGCGCUCGCCGCGCUGGCAGGCGGGCGUGGGCGAGCCCACGAAGCCGUCGCCCCUGCGGCACAGGGCCACCACCGCGGCCGCCGGCACGCACGUGAGGAUGGGCCGCUGGGGCGCCAUGGCGGGCGCCUCUGGGCGAGGCACCACCGCGGGCGCGCGAGCGCGCCUGGGAGGCACCGGGGGCCGCGUCGAGCCCCGGGUUCCCCCU